Molecule: messenger RNA, 996 nt
Organism: Lathyrus oleraceus (garden pea)
Lineage: Eukaryota; Viridiplantae; Streptophyta; Magnoliopsida; Fabales; Fabaceae
Product: reticulon-like protein B22
Exons: 4
Coding region: 227-778 (183 amino acids)
Source: RefSeq, a predicted model, not a curated record
ACUUUCCACCAAAAAAAAAAAGAAAAAGAAAAAAGAAAACCAUGAUCUUUGUACAUGAAUGAGUAAUUUUGUUUUUAAUUGUAUUGGACUAGUAUAAUUUUCAUUCAAUUUCCAAACACCAAACAAGAACAAGAAGAACUUGUCAUCAAAAAAGAAAGAGAAAUUGCUUUCUAAACCCUAAUCAGAAGUCAAGUAUUCAGAACUCAGAGAAAUUGAGAGUUGAAAUAUGAACAACAAUAACAGCGAGAUUGUUGUGGAAACCAAAAGAAUCAGAACCGGAACUUCUGAAAUCGGGAAACCGAUUAUAGCGUUGGUUUGCGGCACACUCGUUUACUAUCACUGCGCUUUCAAGAAUUCCGCUAUCGUCUCUCUUUUCUCCGAUGUCUUCAUUGUUCUACUCUGCUCCCUCGCCAUUCUCGGUCUUCUCUUCCGUCAAAUGACCAUUCAAGUUCCGGUGGAUCCUCUUGAGUGGCAAAUUUCUCAGGACACUGCUAAUACUAUUGUAGCUUCUUUGGCUAACACCGUCGGUGCCGCUGAGUCUGUAUUGAGAGUUGCCGCUACCGGCCAUGACAAAAGACUCUUUCUUAAGGUCAUUCUCUGCCUUUAUGCAUUAUCUGCUCUCGGAAGACUUGCUUUCGGUAUUACUAUUGCAUAUGCUGGACUAUGCUUGUUUUGUCUUUACAUGUUGGCGGAAUGCUCUGAAUCAAUCAGUUCAGGUCUAGCCUGGCUCUUGGGAAGAAGAAACGACCCUAGUGGAGAACAAGACACUAUCAUGUAACCUGUUCAUUUUUUUGUACAUGCAUUUUUUUCUUCCUAGUUAGAGUGAGGAUGUUGUUAUAUUGAAAUAAAGCUUGUGAAUAAUAUUGUGAAUAUAGCAAUCCAAAAAGAAAUGUCAAAGGUAAACUGCCAUUUUGAUAGCAACAGUACAGGAAUCCGUGGUCCUCUAAAGAUUGUUACAUUUUAGUAUAUAGUCAAUUGAAUGAUAUUUUUUCCCCA